ACAGCAAGGACUCUAAGCAACUCGAUGCAGAAGUUCACCGCAAGUAUAUCUAUGGUGGCCACGUUGCUGCUUAUAUGAAUACUUUGAUGGAAGAUGAACCUGAGAAAUAUCAGACACACUUCAGCUUAUACAUCAAGUCGGGUCUUGAGGCAGUCAAUCUUGAGGAGAUGUACAAGAAGGUUCAUGCUGCCAUACGUGCAGACCCAAGCCCAAAGAAGUCUGGAAAGCAAUCUCCCAAGACACACAAGAGGUCUGAAUUUUUUUUCCUUAGUCUUAUCAGCUUUAUAGAAAAUGAUCAAUGAUAGAAGUUAAAAUCA
Molecule: messenger RNA, 317 nt
Organism: Solanum stenotomum
Lineage: Eukaryota; Viridiplantae; Streptophyta; Magnoliopsida; Solanales; Solanaceae
Product: 60S ribosomal protein L5-like
Exons: 2
Coding region: 75-302 (75 amino acids)
Biological process (GO): ribosomal large subunit assembly; translation
Cellular component (GO): cytosolic large ribosomal subunit; ribosome
Molecular function (GO): structural constituent of ribosome; 5S rRNA binding
Source: RefSeq, a predicted model, not a curated record